CAAUCAAUUUCUAUCGAUUCCCCUUCUCACCAUUGAUCUACUGCAAAGUUCUCUCUCAACCCUCCCUCAGCAGCUCAGCUAGGAGAUCGAACUGAUCAGUUGGGGAUUGAUCAUAUAUAGCACUCAUGUCCGCAAAUCAUAGAAGUGGUAGAGAUCAUACAGUUAUCGAUAUUCUCGAUGGCAGCGAGAAAAGCACGAAUUGCAUCUUCAGAGUUCCUAACGUGCUCUGGAGACAAAAUCCAAAAGCAUAUACACCUGAUGUUGUUUCAAUCGGACCUUUUCAUCAUUAUGUAGAAAAGCGAUGGAAGAAGGAAGGUCAAGGAGGCAAGAAAGGCAAUGGCGAAAAAUAUUUCCAACUCAUGGAACGAGUGAAAACUCGCUAUUUGAAUGAAAUUCUCGCAGGUACGAAGAUUAAAAAUUUGGAAGAGUUGACUGCAGAAGUCAUUAAGCUCUCAGAUCAAAAGAAUGAAGGCGAAUUUGAGCAACGCGCGCGCGAUUUUUAUGCAGAACCACUUGAUCAUAUUUCCUCUGAAGAGUUCAUCAAGAUGAUGAUAGUUGACGGUUGCUUCCUAAUUCAACUGUUUCGGAAGUGUGACGAUCCGAAACUCAGGGCCUUAUAUGACCCGGUGUUCAACAUGGACUGUAUGUUUCAUUUCCUAUGCCAUGACAUUUUGCUCCUAGAAAAUCAACUACCUUGGUUUGUUAUCCACAUUUUGUGUGACCUUACCCAUGAUAUAUACCGUGAUGAAGCUUCCCUCUCUAUUCUCAUCAUGAAAGCGCUCAGCAUACUACCAUCACUGAAGCAAAGUUGCUCAUCUUAUAGUAAGCAUCUCCGCCGAAACAAUUGUUAUUUUGAUGCUGAUUAUCUGCACAUACUUGAUCUGAUAAGAAGUUCCAUAGUCAUUCCAUUAAGGACCAUAGAAGAGAGACCGCAUAAAGCAACUGAAAACUCUGAAAAAGAAGAAGCUGUGCUUGACCCAGAUCUAUAUCAAAUUAGGACUGCAACAGCUCUCUCAAACGUAGGCAUUAAAUUCAAAAGCGUCAAAAAGGAGAGCAUAAUGGACAUCAGAUUCAAUCCUUUAAGGAAAGGGAUUCUUGAGAUUCCACCGCUAAACGUUGGAAUGUCAUCGGAAACAUUAUUCAGAAACCUCAUCGCAAUUGAGCAAUGCUACCAUGGUUAUUCAAACGAGAUAACAUCUUAUGCCAUCUUUAUGGAUAACCUCAUCUGCUCAAAGGAAGAUAUGGAAUUACUUUGCAAGCAAAAAAUAAUUGGUAACUUGAUGAGUGACGAAGAUGGAUGUAAGUUCUUCAACAACCUCUACAAGGACAUCCCGCACAACAAGUUCUACUAUGUUGAGCUGUGCAAACAAGUCAAUAAAUUUUACCGGGGGAAAGUCAGGCUGAUAGGAGAGGAUACAAGACACAAGUUGAAAUAUCUUUAUGAUCCCUGGAAAGUGUUUUAUGUGAUUGUUGGCUUUUUACUUCUGCAGAUAGUUCCCACCAUACUGCAGACCGCAUUUACCAUUAAGCAACAAUAUAAUCCUAGUCCUUAG
This is a messenger RNA of Rosa rugosa (rugosa rose), 1553 nucleotides long. RefSeq names its product UPF0481 protein At3g47200-like. NCBI's taxonomy places the organism in Eukaryota, Viridiplantae, Streptophyta, Magnoliopsida, Rosales, Rosaceae. The transcript is spliced from 2 exons. The coding region runs from base 126 to 1553 and encodes 475 amino acids. The record is from RefSeq and is a predicted model, not a curated record.